Molecule: messenger RNA, 1833 nt
Organism: Perkinsus marinus ATCC 50983
Lineage: Eukaryota; Perkinsozoa; Perkinsida; Perkinsidae
Product: bcs1 aaa-type ATPase, putative
Exons: 1
Coding region: 1-1833 (610 amino acids)
Molecular function (GO): ATP binding; ATP hydrolysis activity
Source: RefSeq, a predicted model, not a curated record
AUGGACGACAUUCAAGAUGCUGUGAACUCCGGGGUUAACAUGGGUCUGACGUCGCUUCUACGAAGUGGCAACAAGUACCGCGACCUCGCUCUUUGCAUCGCUGUGCCGAUCGCAAUGAAGGUGAUCACCGAUCGCCAGGUGUUGAUUGACGUCUGGGAUUCCCUCAAGUCAACGCUUCACUGGGUAACUGCCCGACCCGACGAAUUCAUUCGAGAGAUAUCUUUCCUCGAAGGGCAAAAUUUGGAUACCGAUAAUGACGACUCCAGCGUCCUUGACACGACUCAGCGGAAUAAUAUAUUGCAGAAGGCUUUACGACUUUACAUCGAGGAAAAGUACCAUCUUGGGGGGAACAAUAUGGAGGUCUUCUUAGUAGCGCAUAGGACUAUCAAGUUGGAGAAGGAUCGGUAUGGUGACGCUGUUAUGUUCACAGGAAAUGCUCAACAGCUGCAGUCUUAUGAGGUCACUCGCCUCCCUUCUAAGGGGCAUUGGGUGUUGGUGGAUGAGGUCGAAGAUAUAUGGUUCAAACAAGAGGAGAUUGUUGACAAUGUUAAGACGACUAAGUCCAAUGGUGACUAUAAGACGACUACCAAUAACAAGAUCACAUCGUUUUUCAUCAAGUCCCGAGGCCUAGGCGCUGGUGACAGAGUCGAUGGAUUCAUCGGACGAGCUUAUGAUUGGUAUGUUCGGAAGAAGUUGGAGGAGGCGGAUGGUAGUCGUUAUUUCUAUAUUCGAACUAAGGAGGAGGAUGAAUUCAAGAAGUAUAGACUCAGUGAUUGCAAGUCCUUCGACAGCCUUUUCUUUCCCGAGAAGGACUCGCUCAUUAGACUUGUUGAUGAUUUUGUACAUAAAAGGGGAAAGUUUGCGAUAUCAGGAUUCCCGAACAAGUUAGGCUUGCUGUUGGACGGCCCUCCUGGUACUGGUAAGACUAGCUUGAUCAAAGCGUUGGCGCAGUAUACUAAUCGUAAUGUCGUCUGUGUGUCAUUGGAGAAGGUUAUGACCAAUCAAGAGCUCAUGGAUAUACUCUUCGACCUCUCCUUUCCUGUCAAGGGUGAUGAUGAACCACCAAAAUUGGAUUUUGCUGAUAUCAUAUUCGUUAUGGAGGAUGUCGAUGCAGCUUCCAAAGUGGUGUAUUCGCGAGGGUCCAUGGAUAAGGAGGGUGCGCACAGGGAAGAUUUGAAAGAUACUCCAACCAAGCCAUCUGAAGAUUCCAUGAGUGAGGCGGCUACUGGAUCAGUGGAGGAUAGUCAGCCAUCCAUGGAAAGGCUGAUCCAUGCGGUCACCACUGGUGUGUUGGCUGCCAAGAACAUCUCUGAUGAUCGAGCUCCAUCUAAGGGUAACGCGGAUGUCUUAAAAGAUACUGGCAGGAUUUCCUUGUUCGAUGAUCCCGAUAAGUUGUCCUUGUCUGGUCUCCUCAACGCUCUCGAUGGUAUUGUUGAUUCCCCUGGUAGGAUUCUGGUUAUGACCACUAACCACCCGGAGCGGUUGGACCCGGCGUUGAUACGCCCAGGGAGGAUCAACAAGCGGAUACAUAUGGGGUGGAUGAUGCCUGAUAUGGCCGCUCAAAUGCUCUCCCAUUAUCUCAGCGUUCGACCCUCUCCUGAGGAAGAGGCUGAAAUCGAACAUAUGUUUGGUAGUUUCAACAUUUCCCCCGCCACUUUGGAGCAAACCUGUGCAGAAUUCGAUACGAUUGGUGAAGUACUCGAGUCACUUAAGCUUGGACUGGAGCUGGAUGAUGAGGAGGAGGGGCAUCCAUCUCACUUGAAGAGGCAUUACAAUGAGAGUACUACUGCUGCCACUUCUGAGUCCUCACAACACGCAAUGGAGUUUCGUUGA